Cicer arietinum (chickpea) is the source of this 561-nucleotide messenger RNA. RefSeq lists its product as uncharacterized. Gene Ontology annotation, biological process: DNA replication. Gene Ontology annotation, cellular component: replication fork. Gene Ontology annotation, molecular function: ATP binding; helicase activity. NCBI's taxonomy places the organism in Eukaryota, Viridiplantae, Streptophyta, Magnoliopsida, Fabales, Fabaceae. The record is from RefSeq and is a predicted model, not a curated record.
AUGAUAUAUUUAUCAUCAGACUCAAUUUGUAAGGCAGAUUUCAAUAUUCAAGAUCAAGAUCUUCUUUACCCUACUGAGUUUUUGAAUGCACUCAAAUUUUCGGGUUUGCCAUCACAUAUUUUAAGGCUUAAAAAUGGAGAAGUAGUUAUGUUAAUGAGAAAUUUGAAUCAAGGAGUUGGGCUAUGUAAUGGUACAAGAAUGAAAAUUACACAACUUGGAAAAUGGUUUGUGGAAGGAGAGGUGUUGAGUGGAUCUAUCAUUGGAGAUAAAGUUCUCAUUCCAAGAAUAUCUUUGUCGCCUUCAGAAUCCAAUUGGCCUUUUAUUCUUAAUCGAAGACAGUAUCCUAUAUCAUUAUGUUUUGCCAUGACAAUAAAUAAAAGUCAAGGACAAUCGUUGCAGCACGUUGGAUUAUAUUUGCCUAAACAAGUAUUUACUCAUGGACAAUUGUAUGUCGCCAUCUCGAGAGUAACCAAUCGAAAUGGAUUACAUAUUCUUAGUAACGACGAUGAGAAGCCCAAUGAAAACAAGGUCUUAAAUAUUGUGUACAAAGAGAUUCUUUAG